This is a messenger RNA of Acanthoscelides obtectus, 1654 nucleotides long. The record is from the annotation of a GenBank genome assembly. Lineage: Eukaryota; Metazoa; Arthropoda; Insecta; Coleoptera; Chrysomelidae.
CACGCCGUAAAUUCAAUUCAAAACGGAUGCAGGUUCAUGUUGGGUGUUCAUAUAAUAUUUUGCCCAGUCAGUUGUUUGACUGGAUUUGUUCCACCUUGGACGAAACUUGCUCUCAUUCGAAAGUAGCACAUUUCUACCGACUUUUUGCCGAACGUGGCAACGGUGUUCAACGGCAAGUGGUGGAUGCGUACACAGAAUUUACAAACAUCUGGUGUUUGUUGUUGUGCACAGUGAAUUUGUUGCGAGUAUUCAAAAUUGUUUUCAGGUUGUUUUAGCGGCAAUUAUAGCAUUGUUAUCAUUGAUAGACAAUUUUCAAAGACAAUGGGACGUCGGAAGUGCAUUCUUUGUGGAGUUAGCAGUGAAAAAACUGAGGCAACCUUCGACAGUGAUUCCAGUGAUGAGGAGAAUGAAAUCAAUCUUGCCCAGGAAAUUGCCCUAAGCCAUUCAAAUAGCGAACAACUGGAAAGCAGGGAUCUACCUAGAGAACAAAUAAAGUCACCAGAAAUGGUAUGUGAAUACAGUUUUCCUGAACAUGAUCGAACAACAGAUAGUAUCACCCUAUCAGCUUUGCUGUCAGGCACCCAGUCAUUAUCUGAAUCCGCUACAUUAAGUGCUUCACAAUCACGUACUGGAAGUAUCCCAGUGACACCACAGUCCCGUACUCAUGCCUCAGAAUUAGAUAUGAUGAUUUUAAACACAUUCAUAGAAGCAAAAGCUGACAAUGAGGAAGAUAACCUCAAAGAAAAUGAUAGUGAUGGUGAACCUCCACGGAAAAGAAUGAAAACAAAACCUAUUCGAUACUUCGGCGAUAUACGUUAUACUGAUUUGGAAAACCCACUUAAAAGGCCAAUUUGCUGGAAAGUCAUUCAAAACACGUAUAAGAAACAAAGAAAGACAAUUGACUGUUUACGAGCCAAAACAAGAAGACAAGCAAACAAAAUUUGGUCUCUUCAAGCAUUGACAAACCAUUUGAAGCGAAUAAAUAUGAUAUCGGAGAAUGCUCAACACAUGCUUGAUGGCUCCAUUGCAGAAGACAUUUUCAACAAAAUUCAAAGAGGCCGAAAAAAAGAAAAAUAUAGUGCAGAACUGCGUCGCUAAAUGGCUAAAAUGGCUAUCAGAGUCUACAGAGUACGCUAAAUCCCCAAGUAUACCGUUAUGUAUAAAACGAUUUAUAAUCCAACUUAAGCUCCACAAUAAAUGUAGUCUCAAAAUCUUCCUAAACAAUAUUUCAUACAGGGUUAACAGACUAUUGUACAAUAUGCAAUACUCGAAAGACUGAAUCUUUAGGCCAUCUCCUCUUGGAAUGUCCAUUAUACAAUCCAUUGAGAGAGCAUAUUCUGUCAGAUCGUUUGAACCAAAUCUGUGUCUUUGCUUGCCUAAAUAAAACGAAUGAGUUGAAUUUAUGAUACAAACUUUUUAAAUACUUUAGGGAACUAUUUAAGCUAAGAUCUUUCUUAAGGAAUGAAUAGUUUUUUGUGCCUUCAAUAUUAAGACAGAAUAUUUAAAUUGAUGCGUCAAUUAUUUAUUCUUUUUCUGUUUGUUUAUAUAUUUUUUUAUAUACAACUUUUGAUCAUGGUUACUAUCAUUUUCUUACUAUUUUUUUUGUAUUCAUACUCUGGACAGGAAAUUUUCUACUCAAUUCUUAUUAUUUACA